GUUGCUACUAUUGGGAAAAUGUCUCAUUUGCCAUUGGAUGCACGCGCCAUUUUGGACUAUUUAAAUGAAUUGGGUUACAGAAACAUAUCUGCCGAACAGCUCAAGGAAUUCAUGAAAGUUAAUCUGCACCUAAAGGUAUGCAAUCACAAUCGGAAAUUUACAAAAGCAAACUCAAAGAAAAAAUUAGGAACAAUCAACAACAGCAACAGCACUCCCAAAGGCGUGAACAACAUCGUCAACAUCAGCUACUACAAUCGACGACCAGUGCAACUACAACAGCAGAAGGAUCGGAAGCAGCCGUUGUCGGUCUCGGUAAAUCUCUGCCCUUACCGCAACGUCGCGCUACUGUCAAAGUAAUUAAAUGCAAAAAACCAUUGUGCCAUUUCAAAUUCUAUCUGGACAUUUGCGAUCAUCAGCUCACCAAACGAAUUGAAGAACAGAUUCGUACGCUGGGCGGAGUGCUGGAAUUCUUUCUAACAACAAGUGUUACACAUUUCAUAACCGAUAAGGCGAUAUUACCACCAAUUGUUGGUAACAACAGCAAUAACAAUAAUAAUUCGCUAAGCAGCCGUCCGGGUACACCACAAACACCAGGAACUCCAAAUACACCACAAACACCAUACGCAUUCGAUACACAGGAUGGUAAAAAUAAUGCUUGUAGUGGCAGUAAUACUCCAACCGGUUCGGCUAGAAAAGUCAACACCCGUCAAACACGUGCCAAUGCGAUUUUAAAUCGCGUACGUCGCGCGAGCACAACCGCCAGCGUUAUCAAUGUUAAUGCUGUCAGCGUUAGCGAACCGCCAAAUUCUCCAACACCAAUAAGUUUAAAAGACGUUGGUAAACAAUCGCCAAUUGGCUCAACACAAAGUCCUUAUAUUGUUUGGCAAACUGAAUACGCAUUGCACUUUUUCAAGAAGGUUCAGCACGAGUUGAAGGAUUACUUGGGUGUCCAUUCACGUCACGAUCAACAAAAGCUAUUGAGUAAAGGUAGGAAUACUGCCGAUCCCAUAGAUCUUAAAGGAGGUGGAUAUAUAAAAAUCGAAGCGGUUAAACGGAAUUAUCGACCUUAUUAUCAACUGUUUCGAAAAUCAUCUGGGACUGAGUGGCCGAAAAUUGAACUGACUCGUGAAGACGGUGCCUUUCGACUUUCACCAAAAAAGAAAAUCACACCAAGCGCAGAAGUCAUUGUGGAAGUUCAGGAAAGAGAAAAGGAGAAAGCAAAAGCUGGAGGUAACGAAGAUCAGAAAAUGACUCGCAAAUCACGCUCUCGUUCAUCACAGCAUCAAAGGCCGUUACAUUCUGCCGUGCAAUCGUUAAAAAAAGGCACUGGCGGUGCGGCAGAUUCCGCUGCAACGGUGAAAAGUAGUCAGCGCAAUUCACACGCUGGUGGCGCUGUUGGCGGUGUGGUGGCUGGUUGUAAACAAGUAAAAGAGUCCAGCGACAAGCAGUGUGGCGUCUGUGAGAUCUGUAAAAUCGAAUAUGACACACUUACCAUUCAUCUAAAGACUAAAGAUCACGAAUAUUUUGCCAAGAAUUCGCAGAACUUUAUUGCGUUGGACUCGCUCAUACACACGUCAGCGGACGUGAAUAAAUUUUUGAACGAGGAUAAGAAAGUUGAUUUAGAAGAGAUGGAAGUUGAAAAUAUUGAGGUAGUGGCUGAUGCAAAUGCACCUGAUCCACUUGAAGGAUCAGAACCCUUGUUGGCAAUACCGUUGUUGGAGCUUACAGAAGACAAGCAUCGAAUGUCAGGUGGCGUGCAACAGACACCUUCACCAACUCUACGUGAGAAAUCGAAGCGUAGCACCAAAGGUAAACAUUCGUCGGAGAAAUUUCAAAAUGUUCGCGCUUCAAAGUCUCUUAAGGCCACAUCAACAGCCGUUAAAUCACAAACAAGUCCGAUAAAACAGCAACUGGCGCUCAACACUGCCACAUCCAGCAUGUUGGAGCUUCAACGCAUUGAAACGUGUGCAACCGGUACUGUAAACGCGACAAGGCCUGCGUCGCUCACGACAGCGCCUGCGACAGCACCGACCCGCCGAAAACCAACAUCAACAGCAGCAGUUUCACCACCUAUACGCGCCAUGCUUCCGCCCUCGUCGUUGUACAAAGUAGUUGGCACGCCGGAAACAGUGUGCAUGCCAAUACGUAAAACACGGGGAGACUUACCCUCGACCGGAGAUCAAGCAGUGGCAGCAUCACCUUCGCUUAUUGUCAAAUUUAAAAAAGUACGUUCCACCGAACUGCACCGCUUAAAUGGAGAAGCUGAAAGUUUUAUGUUCCCUAAGCAGCGUACAUCUAGUGAGCUGCCCACCGAUAUGGAUCGUCAAACCACUUCCGAAAAUGCACGUUCCAGCUUUUCAUCAACAAGCAUAGAUAGCACAAGCGAUGGACCAAUGGAUGUAGAGUUAACCGUAACGACAGAGCUUGACGACAAAUCAAAGGAAGGAAAAAAGAUAGGAAAACGUGCAACUGCCACAGCAAAGCGUCGGAAAAGUCAAGCGACUGCUGCUACAAAGCAGCGCUUUCGAACCACCCCCAUCCAGCCAGAGUUACAACUGAAGGACAAGCAAGGAUCACGCAAGUGUGUGUCUGCAAAGUCGACAACAACAUCAACGAUGCCCGCAAUAAGCAAUGUCACAAACCCAGCAAAAUUUGUAAUGUCAGCAGCAGCAGCGAAAGCAAACGCCGCCGCAGCUGCACUUGCGGCUAUCACUUUGCCAGAGGCUACACGGAAAAGUAGCCGCACUGCCACUGCUAUUGUGACAGCGGCAACUACAAGUAGUCGGUUACUACGCGCGGCCGUGGAAGCAGCGAAGUAUAACUGUCGACAAAUGGCGGCGGCCAACGACUUAUUGGAAAGCGGGCGGCAAAAUUGUGAUGCCAAUUUAGAACCGACAAAGUCCUUGCCGACAGAGACAGCGACGGAGAUCUGUAAACAUGUACCAGUUGUAAAAGUGGAGGAUCGGAUGGGGGAUGUUGAAUAUUAUAAAAAAAGUAGGGUGAUAAAAAAAGAAGAAAGUAAAAAAAAUAAGGAAGAUGAAGCCGAUGAUACCACCGUUGGCGUUAAUAACGAAGAGCGUGAUGUUGAUAACCACAAAAGGUUGGAGUAUAGUUUCAGUAAAGAUAUCGGUGAUGAUAAUGAUGAUGAUGAAGAUGAUGACGACGAAGAGGUCGAUAAUGAUGACGAAAAGGAUGAAGACUAUGUACAUUGCAAAAAAAGUCGACGUAAAUCCUGUGCAUUUGAUAGUUUGCCAACCAUGUGGCAAAGUGGAUGCAGUGGUGCCAUCUCGAGGAGGCAACGGGCAGUACAACGCGAAGAACAAAAAUCUAAACUGGCGAUGCUAUCAAUUGGAGGAGGAGAUAAUUCAUCAACUAAAAAUACAGGCAAGAUAGAUACCGGAGGUAAGCGGAAAAAAUUUAAUGAAAUCCAAACAGACUCGAAGAAACUGAAUACUAAUGCAUCCAGCAAGAAUCAAAGUAUUGCCGGUUCAUCGCCAACAAUAUCAAUAUCGAAGCAAAGAUCCUUAGAAUCGUGUUUCGAUUACGGAACCAGCGAGCGCCUGAACCACAUGAGUUACUCGUUUGAACGCAUACCCGCAUCCGACCUUUGGUAUCGAGUUUUCACGCGCCAGGAUAACUGUUCGGAACGUUUUUUCGAAUAUUAUGGUUCAACGAAUUACCGUAAGCUGCCAUAUGAAUUGGGACCCAUACCAUUCGCACGCACUCUGGACACCGGUGCUUGUUGCAAGCUCUGUGAAGAACAGAAAACCUCCAAUUUUACAUCAAAGAAAGUAGUAAAAGAUUUUUUAACUUCGCGAAAUACAUGCAAAGUAAAAACGGAGCCAAUGGAGCAAUUAGAAGCAGAUGCCACCAAAUCGAGAGAUUCAAGCAGCGGCAAUUCGAAUGGGAUUGCGAGUGCUUUAAACUCGUUUUCUACGGAAGCUGCCAUUAAUAUGCAGUCGGAGUUAUCUACAAAGCAUUCCAGUUCUGCCUCUUCCUCAACACAAUACAAGCAUAAGCAUAAAAAGCUACAGAUUUUGCAACGUUAUCGCCAAGAGCAACAGGAAUUGCAGAAACGACAAACCGAACAGGUCUGUGCACAGCUGGGCGACAACUCUAACCAAUUGCAAUGUGAUAGUAAAGCCAGUACACCAGUUCAAGAGCGAAUGCUUGAUCGACAACGCGCCGGUUCAACACAUAGCACAACGAGCACUACGAGUUGUGCCAGCAGUACGGCCACUACCAAAACCAGCAAAAACAGAUACCUCAACAAGCAUCUGAACAAAGCUGCGGCCGCUUUUCUGAAUUUAGAGCUGCCGCCCCGAAAAUCACCACGAGAGCACGCUUCAACCCUUGCUUUGGUCAGCUGCAUUAUAAAGCAACGGCAAGAUUCGCAAAGUAAACCCAAUUCAGAGACCGAUGAGCCCUCCACUACGCCUACGCCAAUACCAGUUACUGAAACAACCGCGACAUCUUCAGGAGCGGCGAUAGCGCUCGCGAUAAAUUCAGCAACAACAACCACGACGCAAAAGCUGGCGACGGGGACGUUAGUGACAGAGCCAGGAGGAAGUGUAAAAGCGCCAACAAUUAGCAAUGAAUUGCCCGCAGUCUUGCGUUCUCCACGUCACACACGCUCAGCAGCUGUAACUCCAGUCGAAGAGUUACGUUUCACUACGGAAAUAUCUGAGAAUGUAAAACGCAUGCGUCGCGGUCAGAACAAAUAUGAUCAUUCUCCGCCGGUAACGUUGUCUCAGUCCUCAAAACCACGAAAAAGUACGCGGGGCGGCCGACAGCCAAAUAAAUCCCCACUGGGGAGACCACCGCGAGCCUAUUGUGGUUUGAAAAAGUUUCUGCACACAACUGGGCGCACAUCCAACAGAGGGAGCCAAACACCCAACACGCUAAUCACAGCAAAGCGUCAUAGACGAGUGAAGCAUGCCGGCGCCUAUGCAGUGACGUCGCAUACUGCCCGGAGACAUCACUCCUACAGUGGACUGCUCGCACAAGGUUCGGCUUUACCAUGUAUACGUAAGACUGGUUCAAAGAAGGGUGUGCUUGAAUUUGAGGUAGAUGCGACAGCAUUAAAAGCUCUUGACGCAGCAACAAAAUACACUAAUGUGCGGCAGCUGGAGUGGCAGAUUGAUAAAUAUCUUCAAUUCCAUGGUAGGGAAUACGAUUUAGAGGAAGAUCUACCACUAGGCAUUUGUGAAGGUCGGGAUAUUGUACCACUUGCGCCUAUAACUACGUCCACAGCAAAGAACAGCACAGCAACCACAUCGGCUUCAGCAUCUACUAGUAAAGCGUUGCGGCGCAACAAUUCAGCGAAUGCGAAUGAUAAACGGAAUUCAAGCCCAUCAGCAGUAUUUGCAGCGCCUUUCGACUCGAAUACACCGCCACCCACCGACUGUUUCUCCAGCGACUUUGAUCUAUGCGAUUUGUUUACGAAUGCGAUAGGCGGUGCAUCUGAUGACGAAAAGACGCCGGAAGUUGGCAGCAAGCGUAAAAGUAAAGGAUUCUCUCUAUACAGUACAUUAUCGAUGCAAAAUUAUUUCCGUAAGAGGAAGAAUCUUAAAACCAACCGGACGGGUUGGCCGAAAGUACAAAAGAAAAAGACUUCCGCGCGGCAACAACAAUUGCUGGCACAAAAAAUACGCUUUCUGCAAGACAUUGGUGAAUUGGCAAGUAACGGUAUUAAGAAAGAACCUUAUAUGGGAAGCAAUAAGGAAGAUGAAGGAAAGGAAGGAGAUGAUAAAACGGUUAAAUGCAGGGAGAUACAACGGCGGCGUGGGAACGGGGUUAUUACGCCACCAGAAAGUGAAGCAGAGGUAAAAUCGCAUGGUAAACGCGCAAUACAGAAUGAUGUCGAAGAGAACGAAGAAGAAGCUGGAGCGGACGACGACACAGAAUUGGAUGCGGCUGAGAGCAUAUUGGAAGAGGAGGAGGAAGAAGAAGAGGACGACGAGGAGGACGAAAUGGAAGACGAUGGCGAAACGAUGGCUGAUUCAAUUGAAGAAGACACGCAAACACGAGGUGAGCACGACGCUGAUGCUGCGGCAGAGGCCGAUGAAGAGGACGAAGAAGAUGCUGACUUAGAUGCAGAUGUGGCUGUGACGGCAGGCGAAGAUGAGGAUGACAUGGAUGAUGAUAGUAAUUUCGUACCUGCGCGCAAGCGCACGCGUCGUUGCACCAACGCAAGUCCACUUGAAGAAAAGCUCGUAACAUCGAAUUCGCUAACAGCGCAUAGCAGCACUACCAACAACACGGCAGCCACCUCUACGCCGUCAACGCAAAUACUACGUGGUGGCUUAAGGCGUACGCCACAAUUGCUCAACGGCAGUUUAGGCAGCUGCAUAAGUCCCAGCGAAAAGGCGGGCGAUAAUUCGGAUAUUUUCACAGUGUCAUCAGAUGGACUAGAUACUGAUUUGGAUAUGAGCAAUUCACAGCAUAAAUGUGACGAUGAACAUUUACACCAUCAUCACCACCAUCACCAUCAUCAUCACCAUCAAGACCAAUGUGCAAAUCAUCAAACGCCCAAACGCAAGUUCGAUUUGUCAAAAUAUGCGCCAAAUAAUGCCACAUCAAGCAGUUGCGCAGCUGAGGCUGCGACUGCCGCUGUCAAGUCUUUGGCGAUAUCGCAGUUUCUUAAAAAAGAAGUUCGGGUGACAUGUAGGCGGCUGCGUGCGCCGUUUCGCCGUUAUCGUUAUCGCAGAUAGAAUGAUCAAAGUGUUUUGACUACUUCAACUACUGACAUGCGUUGUCACUCAUGUUACAGCAUCGGCGAGCAGGAGGCAGCAAGAGAGGAGGAAUCAAUGCGUGCACAGACGCCAUAGCUGUUUGGAUAUACAUACAUAUAUAUUACAUUAAAACAGGCUUAUAAAAAUAUACGAAUUAAAUUACAAAAAAACGGAAAAACUCCCAGAAGGAGUACUAAAUAAAACUCUCAUACAGCUAGUUGUACUUCGUACUUGUAAAUUGUUAUGAACUUUUAUGUUUUAAAACGGAAUCUAAGAAAAAAAUAAAAUGAAAAGUAAAAAACCAACAGAUAAUGUGAAAAGGCUUAAAUGAAGAGAAGAUAAAGGAAACAAAUGUAAUUUAACUAAUUGUCUGACUAAAAGUACAUAAACAUAUAUACAUACAUACAUUUUGUAAUAAAAGCAAGAAAAAAACUAAACUUUAAACUAAGCCCCACAAACUUUCAGCUGCCCCAUGCACUAGCCUCAAGUUCCACUUUGUACAGUAUGAUGUAAUAAAGUUAGCGUUUAUUUUGUGUGUAAUUUUAUUAAUUAAUUAAUUGAAUUUUGUAAACCCUCAGCUUAUAUUAUUAUGACCGUCUAAUUUUUCGUAAAAACUAUCCGUUGAAGUAAAAAACGAUUUUGUUGAUUCUUAUAAUUUUAUUUUUUCUACGCAUAAACAUGUAAUGUGAAGUUUAGUGUUAAGUAGCAUAUUGUAAUUGUAUACCUUUAAUAAAUAAAAUAAAAAUGCGAAAUGCAUAUGUAUGUAUGUGUUGCUGCUGUAUCAAGCGAAGCAAACAUAAUUUUCAUAUGUUCUGUAAAACAAAAAAUCAAAUGAACUUAACUUUAAAUACAAGAAAAGGAAAAAAGAUAAAUCAUAAUGCUACAAUAAUAAGGCGAAAUGCAGUUUAAAAGAGGUCUUCUUUCACAUACCGACAACAUUUCUUCUAGAUAAUCCAUAUAAAGUGUUGAUUAUUAAAUUUCAUAAUCAUGCAACCUGUGUCAUUACUUCAUAAAUAUGUAUGUUGAUAUGUACAAGAACGGUGAAGGCAUUGAUAAACUGAUGAAACCAAACUAAUGCUAAAUGUUUAAGUUAACAAAAUAAAAAUGUCGAACGUUAUUUAAUUUAAAAAAUAUG
Messenger RNA from Anastrepha obliqua, 7869 nucleotides. It is a transcript of the gene chif, whose product is annotated as protein chiffon. Gene Ontology annotation, cellular component: Dbf4-dependent protein kinase complex; nucleus. Lineage: Eukaryota; Metazoa; Arthropoda; Insecta; Diptera; Tephritidae. Gene Ontology annotation, biological process: positive regulation of nuclear cell cycle DNA replication; regulation of cell cycle phase transition. The record is from RefSeq and is a predicted model, not a curated record. Gene Ontology annotation, molecular function: zinc ion binding; nucleic acid binding; protein serine/threonine kinase activator activity. The transcript has 2 exons. The coding region runs from base 138 to 6713 and encodes 2191 amino acids.